AACGGACGUGAUUCAAACAUUCCCCCACGCAUGGUACCAGAGAUCAUCAAGGAGAGCACAUAAGCGUUAUAUCACAGACUAUAAAAGCUUAGGAUAGUAUCUCAUGGUUAGCCAGUAACUAUAUUUGAUCACGGACUUAAACUACAUAGUGUCGAAAAGAAAAAUUAAACAUGAAAGCAAUUGUAAUAGUGCUUGCAAUUUCUCUCGUUGCUGUCUUGGGUGGGUUAACUGAUGAACAAAAGGCAAAAUUGAGACAGUACAGAAGUGACUGUGUCACUGAAACUGGGAUCGAUCCAACUGUGCUGGAAAAUAUCAGAACAAAAGGGGAAGUACCGGAGAAUGACGAAAAGCUUGCCUGCUUUGGUACCUGUAUGUUAAAGAAAAUGGGAAUUAUGAAUGCAGACGAAGAGAUUGAGUGGGAGCUAGCUCGUAGUAAAUUGCCAGCAGACAUACCGCAAGAAAAAUUCGAAGCAGCAUAUAAUGCAUGCAAAGACAUUACUGGAACUGGUUGCGAAAAGGGACACAAUCUGCUUAAAUGUUUCAGGGAAAAUACAUUUUCUUAUUUUUUUAACAAUAGCGAAUAAGGCAAAGCUUUACAUGAAAAUCUAAUUAGACCUAUUAAUUAGGGUUAGAUCUGUCGUCUACUUUAGACGACAUUAAACUAUUACUUUGCACGUUCAUGUAAACAAUAAUGUAAAGCAAUGUGUUAAUGAAAAAAUUAAUACACAUGUCGUUCUAGCAUAAAA
This is a messenger RNA of Vollenhovia emeryi, 746 nucleotides long. RefSeq lists its product as uncharacterized. The record is from RefSeq and is a predicted model, not a curated record. Gene Ontology annotation, molecular function: odorant binding. The transcript is spliced from 5 exons. Lineage: Eukaryota; Metazoa; Arthropoda; Insecta; Hymenoptera; Formicidae. Gene Ontology annotation, biological process: sensory perception of smell. Bases 171 to 584 code for a protein of 137 amino acids.